This is a messenger RNA of Ceratotherium simum simum (southern white rhinoceros), 4551 nucleotides long. RefSeq names its product zinc finger with KRAB and SCAN domains 5 (gene ZKSCAN5). NCBI's taxonomy places the organism in Eukaryota, Metazoa, Chordata, Mammalia, Perissodactyla, Rhinocerotidae. Gene Ontology annotation, biological process: regulation of transcription by RNA polymerase II. Gene Ontology annotation, molecular function: RNA polymerase II cis-regulatory region sequence-specific DNA binding; DNA-binding transcription activator activity, RNA polymerase II-specific. The record is from RefSeq and is a predicted model, not a curated record. Gene Ontology annotation, cellular component: nucleus.
GAGGCCUCGGAAGUGAUCUCGGGGGUGGGAUUUAUGGCCCAACCUGGUUGGACUGGGAAAGAUUGGACUUGCUUACUUCCGGCGAGGAAGUGUUGCGAAGUGUCGGCUUCGGUUGUUUCUCGGUUUGUAAGCAGAAACCCGUCUUCCCAGCCUUGGCUGCGGGAGCGUGGUCUUCCAGGAGAGCUCCCCGGGACAGAAGCCUUGAGGAUAGGGAAUGGGCUUUGUGUCUGGCCGAGGGUCCUGUCCCUAACCUUGACCGGGCCGGUCCCGUGUCUCGGGGUCAGGGGCGAUUUCCAGGAAUCCAGGUCCAAAUCUGUACUUGUAACCCUACUUCUCUUCCGGACCGAUGAAGUCUCCCGUUGGUCUGUCAAGGUCUUGUGGCUUGAAGGACAGGACCAGUUUUGACCAUUGUAAUGUUUUUGACUCCUGUUUUGACUUAAGUUUGGCUUGUAGAGAGAAGGAGCGGCUGUGUCUGGACUAGUUAAUAAGUCUUGUCCUAUUAUGUAUAUGACAUUUAAUGUUCUUCAUCACUAAAAUUGUGUUUGGUUAGGCCUGAUGUCAGAUUUUUAUGGCUCUCCUUUACAUUUUUUUAAAUGGAAUAUUCUCUUAGCAAUUGUCUUAUGGGUGGAGUAAUGGCUGUCUUGUAGUGCAUAUUUUCAAAAAAAUUGCUCUGUUGAGUGGUCAUUUUUAGUAUAGAUGACCUCUUUGUCAUCUCUUUGCUAAUAAUGAUUUUCAAUAUAUCAGUAGGUUGCACACUAAUGAAAGCGUCCUUCAGUAGAUCUUAAAGAGCAGGAGACAAAUUUGGUCAGUGUAAUACAGCUAACCUGGAGAGACAUCCCUCUGAGUUGGAAUGAUAAUGACAGAAUCUGGGGAAGGUAUAGACUUAGACCCUCCAGCUGAGACUUCACAAGAGCAAGACCUUCUAAUAGUGAAAGUGGAAGAAGAAGACUGCACCUGGAUGCAGGAGUACAAUCCGCCAGUGUUUGAGACUUUUUACCAGCGCUUCAAGGACUUCCAGUACCAUGAGGCAUCAGGCCCGAGGGAGGCGCUGAGCCAGCUCCGGGUGCUCUGCUGUGAGUGGCUGAGGCCCGAGCUGCACACCAAGGAGCAGAUCCUGGAGCUGCUGGUGCUGGAGCAGUUCCUGACCAUCCUGCCAGAAGAGUUCCAGACUUGGGUGAGAGAACAUCACCCGGAAAGCGGAGAAGAGGCUGUGGCUGUGGUAGAAAAUAUACAGAGAGAACUAGAGGAACGCAGACAACAGAUUGUGGCAUGUCCUGAAGUCCUUCCUCAGAAGAUGGUGCCACCUGGAGCUGUGCAGGAGUCCUUCAGUCACCAGCUCCUGUCCGUGGACCCCCAGCCUGAACAAGAGCCACAGAAGCCUCAUCUUCUGGAGGAAAAUGCCCUUCCUGCUCUCCAAGUUCCUUCUCUUCCCCUGAAGGACAGCCAGGAGUUGACAGCCUCACUUCUCUCAGCUGGGUCCCAGAAGUUGGUGAAAAUUGAAGAUGUGGCUGAUGUGGCUGUGUCCUUCAUCCUGGAGGAAUGGGGACAUUUGGACCAGUCCCAGAAGUCCCUCUGUAGGGAUGACAGGAAGGAGAAUUAUGGGAGUAUUACUUCCGUGGAUUAUGAGUCCAGGAAUGACAAUAUGGAACUCAUAGUAAAACAGAUUUCUGAUGAAGCCGAAUCACACUGGAUGACAUCAGGAGGCACUGAAAGAAAUGUUCCCCAGAGUCAAGAAUUUGGAGAAGUUAGUGACCUUCAUGGCAUGGUAGAAAGGUGGCAGGUAAACCCCACUGUGGGGAAAUCAAGGCAGAGCCCUUCCCAGAAAAGAGAUAUUGGUGCCGUCACAGACAUUAAUCGUAAGCAAAACACAAACAGCGAGAGAGGUCACAAAUGUAACGAUUGUGGUAAAUUUUUCCUUCAAGCCUCAAACUUCAUUCAACAUCGGCGAAUCCACACUGGAGAAAAACCAUUCAAGUGUGGUGAAUGUGGGAAAAGCUAUAAUCAGCGUGUGCACCUUACUCAGCAUCAGCGAGUCCAUACUGGUGAAAAACCCUAUAAGUGUCAGGUGUGCGGAAAAGCCUUCCGUGUGAGCUCCCACCUUGUCCAGCAUCACAGCGUGCACAGUGGAGAGAGACCCUAUGGAUGCACCGAGUGUGGGAAAAACUUCAGCCGGCACUCCCAUCUGAUUGAGCACCUGAAGCGCCACUUCAGAGAGAAAGCCCAAAGAUGCAAUGACAAAAGAAGUAAGAAUACAAAAUUGAAUGUUAAGAAGAAAAUUUCAGAAUUUUCAGAAGCAGACAUAGAACUCUCAGGAAAAAUCCAAAGAGAUGUUUCUCAAGGUCAAGAUUUUGGAGAAGGCCAUGAACACCAAGGCAAGUUGGAUAGAAAGCAGGGAAUUCCUAUGAAAGAGAUACUAGGACAACCCUCUUCAAAAAGGAUAAAUUUCAAUGAUGUCACAUACGUCCACAAAAAGUCUUCCACAGGAGAGAGACCGCAUAAAUGUAACGAAUGUGGAAAAAGCUUUAUUCAGAGUGCACAUCUUAUUCAACAUCAGCGAAUACACACUGGGGAGAAACCCUUUAAGUGUGAUGAAUGUGGGAAAAGCUACAAUCAACGUGUGCACCUAACUCAACAUCAGCGAGUCCACACUGGUGAAAAACCCUAUACCUGUCAUUUAUGUGGGAAAGCGUUUAGAGUGAGGUCCCAUCUUGUUCAGCAUCAGAGUGUGCACAGUGGGGAGAGACCCUUUAAGUGUAACGAGUGUGGGAAAGGCUUUGGGAGGCGUUCACACCUGGCCGGGCAUCUGAGACUCCACUCUAGAGAGAAAUCCCAUCAGUGCCAUGAAUGUGGAGAAAUCUUUUUUCAGUAUGUUAGCCUAAUUGAACAUCAGGUGCUCCACAUGGGUCAGAGAAAUGAAAAAAAUGGCAUUUGUGAGGAGGCAUAUAGUUGGAACUUAACAGUGAUUGAAGAUAAGAAGAUUGAGUUACAAGAGCAGCCUUAUAAGUGUGAUAUAUGUGGCAAAGCCUUUAGUUACAGUUCAGACCUUAUUCAGCAUUACAGAACUCAUACUGCAGAGAAAACCCGUAAAUGUGAUGUAUGUAGAGAAAAUGUUGGCCAGUGUUCCCACCUAAAACAACAUCAAAAAACCUAUUCCAACGUGAAGUCCCAUCAGUGUAAUGAGUGUGGCCGAGGCUUCACUCUGAAGUCACAUCUUAAUCAACAUCAGAGAAUCCAUACUGGCGAGAAACCCUUUCAGUGUAAAGAAUGUGGGAUGAGUUUCAGUUGGAGUUGUAGCCUCUUUAAACAUCUGAGAAGUCAUGAGAGGACAGAUCCCAUAAAUACCUUAAAUGUAUAGAUGUUUCUAUUGUAGGACAGCUCUUCCGCAGUUUUAGAGAAACGUUCCUGAAGAGAAACCCUACUCCUGUAAUGAAUGUAAUAACAACUUCAGGCAUUUCUCCAACUUAACCAUCAAACCUACAGAUAUGUUGAAAUCUUCAGUUAGAACUUAGGAACACUGGAGAAUGCACAAUAAAUAGGUAUCUAUUUGCUUUUCCCGUCAAGAAAUGCUUUCAUUAGCAUCUUCAUACUUGAGAUUUUAGACAAAGGAGAACCUGCGGAUAUGGAGGGUGAAGGAAAGCCUUCAGAUGGCACUCGUUCUUCAUCUGAAUUUCAGAACAUUGACACUGGGAAAAGCCUCAUGAAUGCAGUAGAAAUAAGCUUUGUUUGUGGUUUCUGCCUUGUUUGACAGCUUAUCUAGUCAGGGAAGAGCACACAGAAAGAGAAAGCGCUCUUUGGCAUGAUAUCUGUUUUGGUACCUCAGCAAUGAGCCUUUUCUAGAAAUGAUUACCCCAGCCACUAGAAUACUUCAGUCAUUGUUCCCAUCUGGAGUAUUAAACCCUUUGAAAAGCAAUGGACUUAAGGUAUUUAUAUUUUGGCAAAAUUGGGAUCCGGAGGCUGGAUGGUAUGCAUUCCUGCUGCCUUAUUCGAUUUACAACUUCUCCAUGGAACCCUCUCUGCCUUUUUGUUCUGUUUUGAUUCUAGCAUCAAGGUUAGCUAGUAGAAAGAGGAGUUAAGAUUGUAAGUGGAGAAGAAGCUGUGUUGGUCAGUCGCAUCUUGAGUUGAGGGGAGAGGGACCUUAGGGGAACAGAGAAGAGAAAACAGUCCAAACCACUGUGGACCCACAAGAAUGAAGGCAGCUGCAUCCAGAGAAGGAAUUGGACUAAGUUGAAUUAAGAAUUGUGGUCCAAGCAGUGUGUGUCCCAAUUCCGAGUGCCCGGAGAGAGGGCUGUCCCCUAGGAUAAUGGCAGAUAGAAUGAGUUUCAAUUUGAGUUGCAGCUAGAUUUGAAAGUAAACGGUAAUUUGGAGCGGGGAGGACAUGGCCUGGUUAGCCCUACCUUGUGGGAAGGUCUGGGUAGGAGUUGUGGGAGAAAGAUGACAUGGAAAAGAGGGUUAACUUGAUGUGUUAGAGAGAGGGAGAGAGUGCUUCUGGGCUCUGCUGAAGUCCUGCUUCUGUUGACUGCCUGGCUUACAAUAAACGCCCAAUAAAUACUU